This is a messenger RNA of Mercenaria mercenaria, 947 nucleotides long. RefSeq lists its product as uncharacterized. The record is from RefSeq and is a predicted model, not a curated record. The coding region runs from base 110 to 865 and encodes 251 amino acids. The transcript has 3 exons. Lineage: Eukaryota; Metazoa; Mollusca; Bivalvia; Venerida; Veneridae.
UUUAUAGAAUGCCUCCAAAGGUAGAAGAAAUUGAUGGUAAUAAAAUGCAGAAGCAGAAUUCAACUCCAUUGCAGUUCUUGGUCUCCAAACCAUCAGUUAUUAAUGAGAUAUGAAGAUCGUCAGAUUCCAUAGACUGUCAAAUUGGCAAGAUAGGGCCCUACAUACUGACAGUCAGUCAAUCAGAUAUUUAGAGAACACAUUAUCUGAUGAGAAAAGUGUAUUCAGAGCAGUUCUACAUGCCACGCCUUACGAACACACCUCCGCUUUAUAUAAAGCAUACUCUUAUGCAGCCGCGCAUAACAAGUUUUUAUGGAGUGAGUUCCCAGCCAGCAACAUCGCCCCCUGUGAUCGCCCCACCUUCAAGGCUAUGGCUGAGGAAUUUGUACAAAAAGAGGAAGAGCACCGACUGUACGUGCUGUAUGAAACGUCGUCGCUUAGACCAUGGCAAGCCUACGUGCUGGAGAGGACUCGCAGCCAGACGGACAGACAGAUUACCUGGAUCUACGAUGUCACCGGCAAUUCGGGUAAAACGUUUCUAGCCCUGUACAUGGUCGCAACAUGUAACGCUUACCUGAUAGAUGGACACAACAAGGGGGACAUAGCACGAGCUUACAAUAAACAACCACUGGUAGUGUUCUCGUAUGCCAGACAGACAGACGAUUCAGGAAUUAACUAUGGAUUAAUGGAAAACUUUAAAGAUGGAUACUUGUGGUCACCUAAAUAUGACAGUAAAAUGAUGUUCUUUAACUCUUGCAAGGUAUUAGUUAUGUGCAACUGCAAACCGGACUUGGAGAAAUUAUCUCCAGAUAGAUGGGACUGCUUUUCGCAAACUCUGCAGGGGUUAAGACCCGGAUUACUUGAUUAGAUACUGGAUUGUUAUAUACCAAGGACUUGUAACAAUAAGACGCAGAAACUGUAUAAAUUUAUUUGAUAUAUGUUUAUUAAUA